Lethenteron reissneri (Far Eastern brook lamprey) is the source of this 2490-nucleotide messenger RNA. RefSeq lists its product as uncharacterized. The record is from RefSeq and is a predicted model, not a curated record. NCBI's taxonomy places the organism in Eukaryota, Metazoa, Chordata, Hyperoartia, Petromyzontiformes, Petromyzontidae. Gene Ontology annotation, molecular function: protein binding.
AGUCACUCUACAAGUGAGACCACACUUUUGAAUACGGAUGAAGAGGAUGUGAAUCUGUUGGUAGAUGAUUCACCGCGCAGUAAUGUCUCCAGUCAUGAUUCAAUGAAGAGCACAGAAAAUUUCAUUGGUAAAAUUAUCACGGAAGAUCAAACGGGCAACUGGAAGGACGUCGAGAGGGAGUUGCCAGAGUUGCGAGAGUGGAUCGGCAAAACUCCCUCCCUUUUCCUGCAUGAGCUGAAGAAGAAAAAUUUGGUUACGGAAGAGGCGUACUGGAGGGCAUUUACAAUUCCCGACGCCGCUAAGCGCGUGGACUCAAUCCUGUUGCCCAUCAUGAGACGAGGGGAAGGCGAAUGUCAACAGCUGCUGAAGAUACUCGGACAACAGCGGAGCACGGAACGGCAUUUCCUGGACAUGCUGAAGACGAGCCAUGUGUGCUCGCCCACUCUGAACCCCAACUCGGCACAUCGACAGCUUAAAAUGUCUGCCGAUCUCAGCACAGCGACGUGGAACCAGGCGGAUCAGCCUUACUCUGAUCACGCAGAAAGGUUUGAGUCGUGGCCAAUAGUCCUCUGCUUCGAGACCUUCUCGUCGGGUGACCACUACUGGGAAGUUGACGUGAGAGCCUCGGAAAACUGUUCUAUAGGUGUCGCACGUGGGUCGAUUCCUCGGAAAUGUCAAGAAAAGUCUGGCAGGUUGGGCUGGAAUGAGUCUUCUUGGGCGUUCAUUAAAUGGGAUUCGAAUUACUCUGCAAGACAUGACGGCCGAUGCAUUCCUUUUCCGGAGAUUCAGCAUUUGCAGAGAGUCGGCGUUCGCUUGGACUUCAACGCAGGAAAGCUUUCGUUUUACAACGCCAGCACCACGGAGCUGUUGCACUCAUUUGACGACAUUCCGAGUGAGCCGCUCUGUCCGGCUAUGCAGGUGAACUCGGGCUCAAUCAUGAUUUAUGAAGCUCAAUCAUUCAAGAACCUGGCUGUGGAUGAGAGCAGAGAAGACAUUCAGAUUUGUGAUCACUUUGUAAACAGUGGAGUUCAUCGCACAAAAAACACCGCUGCAGAGAAGGGUGACAGCGAAGAUACAUUGCUGACAACGAGGACAGAGGAACCUUCGGUGGUACGAGAUUUGAUCGGUAGGAUCCCUGCAAUGCAACAUCACGAGUUGCUCGUCCAGGGUCUCAUCACGCAAUCCGAGCUCUCAAAAGUCUAUUCGAUGCCCCGCGCGUCAGCACGAGCUGACUUCAUCAUAAGCCGCCUCGAUCGCAAGCAGGAAGAGCGCCCGCAACUCCAAAAGAUUCUGCGUGAACACCGUGAGAAGCAAGAUGCAUUCCUGAAAAUGCGGAGAGAAUCGAGCACUUGCUCGCCGACUCUGAACCCAAACACGGCACAUUGGAACCUCCAGAUUUCUGCCGACUUUAAAACCGUCAGGACUUCCUCACGCACCCAACAUUACCCGGACAAUCCAGACAGGUUCGACCACUACCGAGUGGUCAUUUGCUCUGAGAAAUUCUCAUCGGGUCGCUACUACUGGGAAGUGGACGUGAGAGGUUCUGAUAAAUUCAUCAUCGGUGUCACGUAUGACGCGAUACCACGGAAAGGUGAUGACGAAGCCUAUAAAAUUGGGUGCAAUGAAGUUUCGUGGAGCCUUAAGAAAUGGUGCAACGACUACACAGCGCUACAUAAAGAGACGGAAACAAAACUGUCGAUGCGAGAUGCUCCCAAAAGAGUCGGGGUUCACCUGGACUGGGAGGCGGGCGUCUUGUCAUUCUACAGCGCCGACUCCAUGUCGCUGCUGCAUCAAUUUCACCAAAAAUUUGAUCGAGAGCUGUACCCUGCAAUGGCCGUGCUGCGUAAAAGUCUCUCAAUAUGCCCGUUGCCGUGGCACAGACACUCGUCGUUAGAGAUGAGAGGCUCCUAUUAGAGCGGUCGCUCAUGCGACUCCUGUAUGUAUGUAGAGUAAUCCCUGGCCAACCGCGAGGGUUCAGGUUCCUGAAAACCCUCGCGGUUUGGUAAAGUUACAGGAGGCCCAUGGGUUGUAGGCGGGUAGGGGAACCACAGCCGAGGUCAGACUCGCCACAGCUGAACUAGGCUGCCUGUUUAUUAACUAAUCUAUGUUCCUGUGUAUGGUACAUUAUACAGUAACAUGAUACAACAUAAAUAAACAUGACAUUAACUUUACAUACCUUUACUAUUAACGAUGAUUAUAAUUAAAAGGAAGGCCGUAGCCAUGGAGUCAACAUUGGGGGGGACCAAAUCCUCCAGGCUGUCUGGGGUUUUAACCCAGAAAAAUAUCUAAAUUUGAAAACUCAUUUCCUGUCUAAAAUAUUAAGAAAUUCACUAACACAUGGGAUGGACUUUUUAUUUUUUACAAUAAUGUCGAAUAGUGUAUUGUAUUACAUUGUUCUGUUUUUCUAUUUUAUCAUUUCUUGUUUCAUUGUAUGUAAUGGCAGAGAUUAGGGAUUAAUAAAGUACAACCAUAACCAAUAUCGUAUAAACA